AUGUCAGAAAGUACCAGCCAAGGGCUUUCCUACGAGCUCGUGUCCAAAGGAAAGCUCCAGGAGUACUGCAUAACAACGCCUGAGCCUCAGAAGAUCCCGGUCUACUUUAUUGAAACCCACGAAACUCUCUCAAAACACAAAUUCGACCUCAUCCUCCAUCAAGGGGACCCCAAGACGGGAGAGAUCCUAGGUGUGGCCAAGAUGCACCGUCGCGGCUUCACUAUCGGAGUUGGUGAUCCAGCCGAAGAAAUAGAGGGCAAGCAACUGACUUGGGAGAGAUUGGAACGACCAGAGAGAUACAGUCACAAAGUGUAUCACUUCGAUUUCGGAACCGGAGCCACGAGAAAGACAUAUACAUGGCGGAAGUCGUAUCGCUCACUUGGGAGGCUGAAGGGCAUGGAACUUCGCGCGGGAGGAAUCGAAGAAGAGAAAGGGCAGCUCCUGGCAACGUGGCUAGGAAGUAACUCUUGGAAGAUGAAAUAUGGCCGCUUGUAUAUCACACAAGUGGCGGAUGACGGACAAAACCGCGAAUUACCAAGUGAGGAGCAGACCAAGAAGUGGGGUUUGAUGGUUUGUUUGACUACAUUUGCGAUUAUUGAGAGUCAGGUCAGGAGGAGUAAGGGUUAA
This is a messenger RNA of Penicillium nucicola, 627 nucleotides long. RefSeq lists its product as uncharacterized. The transcript has a single exon. The coding region runs from base 1 to 627 and encodes 208 amino acids. NCBI's taxonomy places the organism in Eukaryota, Fungi, Ascomycota, Eurotiomycetes, Eurotiales, Aspergillaceae. The record is from RefSeq and is a predicted model, not a curated record.